AUGCUGCUGUCGCUGCUGAGGUGCUGCGUACUCGUACUUGGCACAUGCACGUGGGUGCUCUGCACUCUCCUGAUACUCGAGGGCAAAGGUUGUUCUUCUCGCGAUCCCUCGUCCGCAGAAUGCCGGUACGCCAGGGAGAUGGGCAAAGUCCCACGCCGCGCAUCAAAGGGGCAGCAAAGAUGCAUUUCAUCGUCUCGUGCUCCGCAAUCAAACAGUAGCCAGGCGAGCCAGGCAAGACACCCGACAGCGCCUCCCUCAACUGGGUCGGCGGCAACAAUGUGGAAAGAGCGAGGCAGCAGGGAGCCCCGCUACUUCGCGUUCGCGUAUCAAACGGCUGCCGUCCGAGGACUUGCGCAAAAUCUCGGAAUGGAGGGGGCUCUUACAAGUCGAUACAUGCACUACUACAAGUAUGUACCGUGCAUGUACGCUACGGACCGGACAUGCAGUCGGUCUUCUAUCGUGGCUCCAACAGACAAUGUUCCCUGUACUGUAUACCGUCGCGGGUGGUACAAGUACGAGUAUAUUUGUAAGACACGGAACAUGAAAGGUACAGGAUACGGAGUAUACGUUGGCACUAUUUUUGCAUCGACGAUGGCUGCUCUGGGCCAGGGAAGUCGAAGGUACUCAAUACGAUGCUUCAAGCGGGAUCCUGUUCGCAUACAAGUGCAGCCCAAUAUAGGGUACUUCGUACUUGCACAAGCACACGCUCUCGAUGGGCAAUGGUGGAAGCCGCGUGAGGCCUUGCCGAGAGACGAAGCGCCCCUGCCGAGUCACCUGAAGAUGGUUCAAGUCCAAAGGCCAGAGACCCGACACGCCGCCUGCUGGUCUGGGUUACCUGGGCUGCGAAUGCGGAGCAGGAUACAGUAG
Molecule: messenger RNA, 867 nt
Organism: Trichoderma virens Gv29-8
Lineage: Eukaryota; Fungi; Ascomycota; Sordariomycetes; Hypocreales; Hypocreaceae
Exons: 4
Coding region: 1-867 (288 amino acids)
Source: RefSeq, a predicted model, not a curated record